This is a messenger RNA of Candidozyma haemuli, 1701 nucleotides long. RefSeq names its product Npl4p (gene NPL4). The transcript has a single exon. Lineage: Eukaryota; Fungi; Ascomycota; Pichiomycetes; Serinales; Metschnikowiaceae. The coding region runs from base 1 to 1701 and encodes 566 amino acids. Gene Ontology annotation, cellular component: nucleus. Gene Ontology annotation, biological process: ubiquitin-dependent protein catabolic process. The record is from RefSeq and is a predicted model, not a curated record. Gene Ontology annotation, molecular function: ubiquitin protein ligase binding; ubiquitin binding.
AUGAUCAUCCGAUUCAGAACCAAAGAUGGUAUGCUUCGAGUGAAGGCAGAGCCAUCUGACCCGUUUUCCAAGCCUUUGACCGAGGUGGUUGCUAAAUUCUCCAUUCAAGACCCCAAACUGAUCUUCGUAAGCGACAAACCAAAUGACAAGGGAAAGAGCGCUGCAGAACUUGCUGAACAGUCAGUGGGAGAGCUUAAGCUUAAGAAUGGUGAUAUGCUAUUUGUUUCAUAUGAGUCAGCUACUUCUGAAGCACCAACAGCUCAGACUGGCCUGGUUCCUAUAGAUCGCCACCAGACAGUAGCUGUUAGAGAUACUACUCCAGCGCCAAAGGAGUCAGUUAAACAGCAUCCAGUGGACGACUUGCUUGAUAAACUGGAAGGGCUUAUUAAGAGGCCAAAAUCCAGUUUCUGUAGCCAUGGCGAUAAGGGAAUGUGUGAGUACUGUUCGCCUUUACCACCAUGGGAUAAGAACUACUUGAAGGAGCAAGGCAUCAAGCAUAAAUCCUUCCAUGCCUACUUGAAAGAGAUGAACGAGCAACAGAACAAUAAGAGCAAAGCUUCGUCUUAUAUUGCACCUUUGCAAGAUCUUAAUUAUGCCAUCAACUUGCAUUGCCCAGGCGGCCAUGCACCAUAUCCUGGAGGAAUCUGUUCCAAAUGCCAGCCAGCACCAAUCACACUUCAGCAGCAGCCAUUCCGUAUGGUUGAUCAUGUGGAAUUUUCAGACCACUCUCUUCUUAAUACGUUUAUUGAUGUGUGGAGACAAUCUGGUGUUCAACGGUAUGGUGUUCUCUAUGGUAGAUACGAGCCAUUUGAGAAGGUUCCUCUAGGCAUUAAGGCUGUGGUGGAAGCUAUUUAUGAACCCCCACAACUGGGUGAGUUUGACGGUAUCACUCUUCUUGACUGGCACAAUGAAAAAGAUGUCGAUGAAGUGGCCCUGGCUUUGGGCUUACAGAAGGUAGGUGUGGUUUUUACAGACUUGACAGAUUCAGGACGCAGAGAUGGUACCGUUUUGUGCAAGCGUCAUAAGGAAUCAUACUUCUUAUCAUGCCUUGAAGUGCUCAUGGCAGCUAAGAACCAGGUCGCUCAUCCGAACUACAGCAAAUACUCGGAAACCAAUGAUUUCUCCUCCAAGUUCGUCACAUGCGUCAUUACAGGUAAUCACAAUGGUGAGAUUGAACCUCAUUCAUAUCAAGUUUCACGGAGCGCUGAGGGACUUAUUAAGGCAGACAUCAUAUCCGCUUCUACCCAUCCAAACAUGCUUUGCAUCAACAAAACACAAGGAUCAAGAUAUGUUCCGGAUGUUUUUUACUCAAAAAUCAAUGAGUACGGCUUGGAAGUGAAGGAAAAUGCUAAACCAGCUUUCCCUGUGGAGUUCUUAUUGGUAACUCUACUGGAUUCUUUCCCAUUGGAACCCAAGCCAAUGUUCAAGCUUGACUUUGUUGUCGAGAAUAGAGACUUUUUGGGUGAGCUUCAGGACCUCAAAGCUGUUCAAAGGCAAAUCCAGCUGGGUGAUGGUGACGGCAGUCAGCUUGUUGACUUCCAUUUCUUGGUGUAUUUGCGCAAAAUGGGCAUUCUCAGUGAUGACGAACUCAAAUGUCUCUACCGUUAUGCCAAAGACAAGAACUACGAUGAAUAUUUACAGUUGGUGCAGUCAGGAGGAUGGAUGACACUCUUGACUGUCUUGGAGCAGAGCACGCAUUAG